Alternaria ethzedia is the source of this 1089-nucleotide messenger RNA. RefSeq lists its product as uncharacterized. The record is from RefSeq and is a predicted model, not a curated record. NCBI's taxonomy places the organism in Eukaryota, Fungi, Ascomycota, Dothideomycetes, Pleosporales, Pleosporaceae. The transcript is spliced from 2 exons. The coding region runs from base 1 to 1089 and encodes 362 amino acids.
AUGGCAACAUCAACAGCAAACGUCGGCCGCCCAAACAACAAUGCGCUACUGGCUCUCAUGGCCGUGUUGGCCGCGCUCGGGUUCUAUACCAUGCGCAUCACGACCGCGAUGAACGAUAUUCCUGUGGGCUUUCUAGAAACAGCAGCGUCGGGCGUUUUCCCAAAUGGUGUGCCUAUCAAGAAGGACUACACGGGCAUUCACUUGGUGGACGAAGGUCUGUCUUUCCUGGUGGCUGCCUUUCUAGCCGGCCCGAUGCGAUGGAACGAGCCAUAUUAUUGGCAACAACUCUACUUCCUCAUUCAAAUCUCGGCCCUUGUCACAAUCAACAAUGUUGAGGCUAUUUCCAUCUGGGCCUUCGUCUAUCAGAAUGUUGGAGCAGCUUGCAUCGUCUCUAUCUGGUGGCUACUCCUCCAUCGCGUCUCGCAGCCCAAAGCCUACUUUGAGAGCGGACGCACUGUCCCGUUGCCUUACGCGCGGGUGAUUUUACCGGGCGUUUUCCUAUUCUACGUUGUGCCCACCGUCGCAUUGUUCCUUCCCGACCAAAGCGCAGACAGGAUGCAAAAGCUCCUAGCAUUCUGGCAAUUCACACCCAUCCUUAGCGGCAUCCCCAUGUGGCUCGUCUCCCUCUCCGGUACCCCGACAACCGUUACCGCGAGCAACAGGAAUGCGGAUGUUCGACAUCUCAAAGUUCUCUACGCUCUCCUCUUCGUUCUUUGUGUAGCAACUCAUUGGUACGCCAUCCGUGGCAUUUCCCUAUCGACAGACCCCGAUGUUACGUAUGCCCGCGUCUUCCUACCCAGCACCUAUACCUGGAAGAGGAACGCUGAUUGGGGUUUGCUGUUCAUCUUCCAGUGGGAUUGGCUCAUCAUCGGACUAAUGUACAUCAUCCCGUCUUGGGUCGCGGUGUGCGAUGUGCAGCGGAUGAGGAACGGAGAGGCUACGCUCGAAAAUAUCUUUGAGAGCUUUCUUGUUAUUGCGGCACUGACAGGUGGUGGUGGCCCGGGCGCAACGCUUGCCGCUGUCUGGUUCUGGCGAGAGGCUGCAUUGGCGGACAUUGAGAUUGCAUCGGGGGCGAAGAAGGUGCAGUAA